Messenger RNA from Chelonia mydas (Green sea turtle), 5159 nucleotides. It is a transcript of the gene CBX4, whose product is annotated as chromobox 4. The transcript is spliced from 6 exons. The coding region runs from base 2647 to 4224 and encodes 525 amino acids. The record is from RefSeq and is a predicted model, not a curated record. Lineage: Eukaryota; Metazoa; Chordata; Testudines; Cheloniidae. Gene Ontology annotation, biological process: negative regulation of DNA-templated transcription.
ACCAGACCCUGCGGGGAGUCCCUGUGCGGUGAUGUGCGGAAAUCCCGUCUCUCCCCCGCGGGAAAGGGCCCAGCCGCCCGCCGUGCCAUGGCCCAGUGACCAUCCCUGCUCUGGGGGACCUCCCUGCUCCGAGCCGCUGCGGGCCUUGCGCGCUUCUCACUCACCCUCGGCCCCCAGGUGCAAUGGGGACCCCCCUCGCACUCCAGAGAGGAGCCGCCUGGCUGAGAGGGGCCCAGAGCCCCUGGGAAUGAAGAACCCAAGGGAGUCUCCCCGACGCCUGCCCUGGAGCUCCCCUCGCGGUCACUGGCCCCUCGGAGCCGGCCCCCAGCACACCGGGGAGCCGCUCGCAGCGUGUCCGGCCUGGGCAGCGGGGGCAGCUCCGGGACCUUCCUGCUCAGUCACCAGCCAACCCCGAGCUCCAGCUUCAGCACCUCGUGGGGCGCCAUCGGGGGGGCAGGAGGCCGGCCCUGGGGAGGGGAGUCAGCCUCCUGCUGAACCGUUUACUUUUCAUUCCCGGUUGCGGCAUCUCCGCGGGUCCCAAAGCGCCUCCACGCGCCGAGAAAACCCGCGUGCGUAAAGCAGUUUAAUUACCGGGUGGGCGUAAAUCCUGCUCUGCGCCGCCCGACCGCCGCUGCACGGCGCUUGCGGGGAAAUGUCUCCUCCGACUCGCGGCUGGAGGGAGCCGCGCAGCCGGGCCCCCUCGGUAACCGACUGCCCGGCGCUGCCGGUGGCGGGGAUCGCCGCCCCCAGCGCAGGCCGGCGGCGCAGGCUCCCUGCACGGAACAAAGCCGAGCCCGUGCCCGUUACCUGCAGCUGGGGCAGGGGCAGGCCCAGAAAUGCCUCGAGGCACGUCAGAAGCGGCGCAGAGCGACCAAGACUCUGUUGACAGCGGUAAUUUUCCCGGCUGCCUCGCGCUCGCUUUGCUUUGCUCGGCAGGAUUCACCUGCCCGCCCAGUGCCUUGGUUUCUGCUUUCUUCUGAGCCUUCCCUGGCGCGCCCCCCGCUACUUCCUGAAUUGCAUCCCCAAGGCGCGACUCCGUGCGUGGGGUGGGCAGGGGAGGAUGCCCACGAGCCCAGCUCCCACUGGUGUCAGAGAAAGACUGACGCCGGCUUCCCCCGGACUUUUGGAGGCGUGGUUUGGAUUCGCAGAGACCUCAGAGCCUGCAACUCAUCCUGAAACUAGCGGGGAAAUCGCCCCCUGGCCGGAAAACCCACGGGACUCCCCGAAAAGCAAUCUGUGCUGAGACUGGGCGAGCUCCUCGCCAGCCCCAUCCUGCCGCCGGUCCAGGGCAUGGCACCGCUUGUCACUCUUCCUCCUCCUGGCUCUCCGGCUCACAAGUCAGUCUGUCCGGCCACGCACCCGCGACUGCUGCGGGGCGGGGGGGGGGAGACAAUUGUCUUUCAAUAAAAACAAGAACCCAGAGUCUCCCCCUGCGGUGAAAUCUCGUGGGAUUGUUUCCUCGCGUUAUUAUAACCCGCUCUUUUCUGCCUCCGUUUGCUCCAGAGAAGGCCCCCGGCUCCCCUCUCUGGCCGCUGCUGCUCGCGGGGUUCCGCGUGAAGAAGGGCAGCGAAGGGAGAUGAAAGCCGCGGCUCCGGCCCCACUGGGCAGCCCCAGCGGCACUAGCCUGCGCCUGGCGUUACACACAGCCCGCGUGCGUUAUUUCAGUCCGAGGGAAGGGGCUGCAGGGCAGGGGUCUCCUGGGACCCGAGCGAAAUCCGGCUCCCGGGGGAGCUGCCCACGCGGGACCCCCGGCACUCGAGUUCGGAGACGUGUUUCCUAAGGGCCCGGAUUCCUUAAGCUCCAGCGAGCAGGGAUUUCACAGAGGCGCUCUGGAAAUCCUCCGCCGCCCCCCAGUUCCCAAACUGCCCCGCCUUGCUUUGCAGCCGGGGAAUCACGUCGUUGCCCAUCGCUGGGUGACCUGGCGACUUCCACUGGCCCGGCGCGCCUCCCCCCGUGCCAACGCUCCCCAAAGGCGCAGGUUUCACGCGGGACUCUGGCCAGGUCUCCUUCACCUCCGAGUCCCACCCAGGCGCCCGGGGCUCUGCUACUGCUCCCAGCCCGACCGCCUCUCGAGCAGCCGCGCAGGUGGGUGACACGGAGCGGGGAGCGCUCGCCCAGGUCCCACUCUCACGGGGCUGCGCUGCGCGGCUGGUUUCUCGGGAUCCGGCCCCCGGUGGCCCCGCACGAGCCUUCGCUUGUGGGUGGGAAAUAAACAAAAUGAUGCAACUUUGUUCAAGUCCUGCCACCGCUCUGCGAGCAGCUCAAAACGGGCGGUUCCUCUGCGGUGCCUGGAGAGCGCAGGACGCGCCUUACCUCCGCCCGGUGAGCGAUACAGCCCCUUUCCCCGGGAUUUCCGAGUCAGCUUCCCGUGCUCCGUCCGCACCCCAGUUCCCAGGGCAGAGCUAGAAGGGGGUCGCUAGGCACUGCCCCAGCCCCGGCACGUUGGCUUCCCUUAGGGCACAAAAUCUGCACCAAUCCGCGCGCCCCGUCUCCCCUUGACGGACAGCCGGGCCCGGGGAGGCCCCGCCCGCCUGACGUCUCCGGCCGGGAUUUGCAUGAGUUGCGGUGCCGGGGCGGCUGGAGCUCAGUGUCUGCGGGCGCAGGAGGCGGAGUGCGGCGAGCCCGGGCGCUCGGAGCCUCCCCAGCAUGGAGCUGCCCGCCGUGGGGGAGCACGUCUUCGCCGUGGAGAGCAUCGAGAAGAAGCGGAUCCGAAAGGGCAGAGUCGAGUACCUGGUGAAAUGGAGAGGCUGGUCCCCCAAAUAUAACACGUGGGAACCGGAGGAAAACAUCCUGGACCCCAGGCUGCUGAUCGCGUUCCAAAACAGGGAGAGGCAGGAGCAGCUGAUGGGAUACCGCAAGCGAGGACCAAAACCGAAGCCGCUGGUCGUUCAGCUCCCUUCGUUCGCACGGCGCUCCAAUGUCCUCACUGGACUACAGGACCCUGCUGCGGACAACAGGCCGAAGCUGGAGCUGAGCUCCUCUGGCAAGAGCCAGCAGCAUCAGUACGAACUCAACAGCAAGAAGCACCACCAGUACCAGCCCAACGGCAAGGAGAGCCGCAUGAAGCACCAGCCACAAAGCAAAGGGAAGUAUUACUACCAGCUGAACAGCAAGAAGCACCACCACUACCAGCCUGACCCCAAGAUGUAUGAGCCCCACUACCAGCCCGGCAGCAAGGAGCCACAGAGCCAGGCCUGCUUGGACCACAGCAAAAGCCCCUUGGUCACCCACCCAGACAAAUGGGCUCACAGCCCAGCCAAGAGCCUGCUGAGCCCAGUAAAGAACCUGGCUGCAGAGGGAAAGAAUGGAGCUGAGAAGAACCUGUCUAGUGGCACCGGGCCGCCUUCCCGUGAUGGCGUGACCAGCAAUGGCAUUGGGGGCAAAAUGAAGAUUGUCAAGAAUAAGAACAAGAACGGGCGCAUUGUGAUCGUCAUGAGCAAGUACAUGGAGAAUGGCAUGCAGGCAGUGAAGAUCAAGUCCGGGGAACCGCCCAGGAAGCGGACCACGGAGGAGAGGACUCCCAGGAAGGGUGGGGAGGAGAAGCAGGAGGCCUGGCGAAAGCAUGGGGAGGAGAGAGUGGCAGGCAGUGACCCCAAGAGCAAAGCUGGACUUGGGGGCGGCCCCCCCUUCACAGAGCUCAGAGGGAGCCCCAGAAAGACUCCCCCUGCCAAGGAGGCACCUCCUCCCCCCGAGCAGCCCCUGCAGCUCACCACCAAGCCCAACCUUGUGCCCUGGUCCCUGGAGCCCAGCCGGGAGCACAGCCCUGCCCCCAUGGGACUGAAUCUCUCCACCCCAGGCUCCAGGAAGCGUUGCCUCUCUGAGCCGCAUGAGGAGAGGGAGCCAGGCAAGAAGCGCCUCACCUCACGGAGCAUCAGCGCCCCCACCUGCCUGAGCCCCCAAGCGCCAGAGAGGCCCGAGCCCCCUCUCCCAGCCACCCCCCAGCCAGAGGUCAUCCUGCUGGAUUCGGACCUGGACGAGCCCAUAGACUUGCGCUGCGUCAAGCCCCGGGGCGAGUGUGAGCUGGCUGUGGCGCAGGUGAAGCCAGAGGCGCCGCUGGUGCCGACGGAGAAGCCGGCCGUUGAGCCUCAGCAGCAGCAGGAGGCGGACGGGGAGGGAGAGGCAGAGCCCCUGCAGGAGUUCAAGCCCUUCUUUGGGAAUAUAAUUAUCACGGAUGUGACCGCGAACUGCCUGACCGUCACCUUCAAGGAGUAUGUGACAGUGUGAAAGGGCAGAGGCUGCUCCCCCUGGGGAGGGACCCUGACACUGUCCUGGAGCUGCCUGCCCCUCGACCCCCUCUAAGGUAUUGUCACUGCCCUGACACCCACCUCCCUCCCCUCCCCACCAUGGUGACUGCAGCACUCAUGCAGGGAGAACCCCACCAGAUGCCUCCCUGCCCAAGAGGAGGGGAGGGCGGGACACAGUGACUCUGCCCCUGCUAUGCUGGGGGUAUCCUCUACUGCUGCUCCAUCCCUGCAGUCCCAGGGACUUGCAGGUAUCAGGACACACGAGGAUGGGGCCGGCCAGUUACUCACAGAGUUACAUAGUAUUAUAUUUUAACAGUGCUAACUUGUCGAGUGAUUCUUGCUCCCGUUUGUACGUGGUGUUAUUGAAAUGUAUUGUUUGAGCUGAAAGCUGGUCCCUCUCUGGCCAUGCGAAUAUAUUUAUUUGUAGGUAUUUAUAUAAUGAAAUAUAAAUCCUAGAUUUAUGGAGUCCCUAGAUCCCCUUAUAAACUAUAUCAAACAAAUAUUUUGUGUUCUUUUUAACCAUUCAGCAUUUGUUAGUCUCAUUCCUUUGACCUGUCUUCAUGAGCUGCAGGACCAUUCCCUGGUAUAUAUUUUUUGAUACUGUACAUGUGUUGUUUCUAUGUCAAAAAUAAGUUCAUUAUCUAAAGCUAAACAAGCUAUUAUAGAAACUGCUGCUACUAGAAAUGUCUAAACUAUAAGCUUCCUAUUAUUAAUUGCUUGAAUGUAAAUAUUAAAUGGAGAUGUUGAAAGUGCAUUUGAUGUUCUGCAGCUAGCAUAGAUCUGAUUGCAAAGACCAGCUGUUAGAAGGUGGGGCCUAAGCUGCCAGUGGCACUUCCUGGUUUAAGGACUGUAUUGUGGACGAAGAAAAUGUAUCAUGCAAUCAUUGCAAAGGACUAUAAACCUUUACAAAAACUA